AUGGAAACUCUUCCAAAAGGACGUUUAGGAGUGAAUCUGGUGCAUGGCCAGCAGAAGGUCAGCCGCGUCGUAAUGAAGGAAGCCUUCAACGCGGGCUGGCGAGUGGGAGAUGUAAUCCUCUCUGUAAACGGACGCAAGGUCACGUCCAAUGCUGCAACACAGAAGGCAGUGCGCAGUGCCGUCAAGCGGAACUACUAUCACGGGGGUCGGGUGAAGUUUGAGGUGCGGCGUUGGGGUGUGCCAGACGGCAGCCGCAGCAUGCUCCAGUUCACGACAAAUGGUCGCCGAGACCAUCUGGUACCCAUGCUGGACAUUGCGAAGGGCAUUCUUCAGGAUUUUCACAUCGUCCUCUUCAUGGAGGGAACGCUAAAGAAGCCCAAGAAUCGCUUGACUCGCCAGGUCAUCAAGGAGCUGGACGAUCGGGGCAUGCCCUUCAAGGCCGUGGACUGCACUGAUGAGAAGAUCAAUCCUGGCAUCCGAAACGUCACAGAGCAGCUGGCAGGGGAGAAGGUGUUGCCACAGCUUUUCAUCGAUGGCGCGCACGUAGCCGGAGGGAGGGCGCUUCAGGACUUGUCGACUGAGUCUACUGCUGCGACGCCUGAGUCGACAGAAGCGGAGGCGAAAAGAUGGCUGUUUGCGCACAUGUUGGUCUCGUGGUUCGCCUUCGUUUGCAGCGCAGCCCUUGUUGUAGUUCUGUUCUGGUGGAGCGCGAGAUAG
Messenger RNA from Symbiodinium pilosum, 717 nucleotides. Lineage: Eukaryota; Dinophyceae; Suessiales; Symbiodiniaceae. The record is from the annotation of a GenBank genome assembly.